Messenger RNA from Clupea harengus (Atlantic herring), 1016 nucleotides. RefSeq lists its product as uncharacterized. The coding region runs from base 249 to 1016 and encodes 255 amino acids. The transcript is spliced from 5 exons. The record is from RefSeq and is a predicted model, not a curated record. Lineage: Eukaryota; Metazoa; Chordata; Actinopteri; Clupeiformes; Clupeidae.
UAGCAGAUCUCCCAAAGGUAAGUUCAUUAUCUGUUACUAAUGAAAUUGAGUUGGAGAUAGGAGUCUACAAAUUUGUGUUUUGUCUUAAGUUGGUGGGCCAAGCCAUGGUCGACAACCAUUCAUAAGUGACAAAGUGCAAUCUGAUGAGGAUGUGGAAGCAGCAAUUGCAGUUUUGAGACACUCUGCUGAUGAAGACACUAUCCGUGAGAAGAUGAAAACUACCUUCAUUUAUCGCCAAGCAAUGGUCAAUGAUAAAAGUAAAGCAGCAGAUGUCUUCUUGGUCUUUCCACGGUUUCUGGACACCAGGACUGAUAGAACAAGAUUUCAGACUCCUGUUUGGUGAGGCCACAGCCAACACAUUUUUGGAGAGGUGGCCAACCACUUUCAGAGCAAGAGUCAUAAAAGAAAGCCAUGGACUGGUGCCUACCACAGAGCUCUUGGAUUUAAUGCGCAAUGCUGAGUCAACCGCUGAAGUUGAGAACGGGUGGGACAGUGACAUGUCUGCGAUUUUGCUGCUGCUACAUCUGCUACCACCAUCUGCGCAAGGUCGAAAAAGGCCAGGAAAGAUAUCUGCAUCUCAAGCUGUAGAUCAGCUCAUCAAAUUUCAAAAAGUAUACGAAACAGUUGUUGAAAAUACUUUCCAUCACAUUAAUGUCAUUCACAACAAAACCGGCUACAUCAUCAGAUUUGGAUUAGCAUCGUUCUUCAAAAAACAGCUUGUUGAUGGCAUCAACAAGGCUGGGCCAUUCGUGUUGAUGUUUGCUCAUGUAACAGGAUUCCCCAUACCAGUUGCUCCUGUCCCGGGUGCCACAGUCCCUGCCGUCAUCCCCAGUGAAUCAGGCAGUUCAAGCGCCGCAACUUCCCCAGCCACUGGUUCUGCAGUCCCUGACACCGCUCGUGCUGCAAUACCGGCCUUAUCCCCUGACUAUGUCCUUCAUGCCCCGGUUGAGGAGGUGCAUUGUGGUCUCUUCAACCCCCACAAGGCUCCCAGUCGCCCGCCAGAACAUUUGCCUUAG